GGGGUCUCCGGAUCUGCGUGUGUCACAUGGGCGCUCAGCAGCACAGAGAAGGGACGCGCGCGCAGAUGGAGGGGGGCUUGACGGACCAGAACCAGCAGCCGGACCGAACCUAGGCGAUCCAGCAGGACGGACCCCUCCCCGGCCCGGCCCGACCCCCUCCCCCCACCCUCGCUGCUGCCCCGGGGAGGAGAGGAGGAAGACGCGGCGGAGAGGAAGAGGAUGAUGCAGAUGUUCGUGAUGAAGAAAAGACGCUGACUGAUGUUCGUGGAAACCAAGUCGGGCCCAGCGCGCGCACCUCAGACGUGACCUCUGGUGUGAUGCUCCUCAGGUCUUCAUGAGAGCACACCAGAGUGACAGCAAGUGAGCGCCGGCGCCACCACAUGGCCUCCAUGCAGGACGGGCUAAUCUUCACGGCUCCUCCCUACGGCAAAGUCCUGCUGCUGGGCGCCAUCGCUGCGGCCUCCGCCUUUGUGGUCACCAUCCUCAUUGUGGUCCUGUGUGUGGGAUGCCAGAGGAAGGGAAAAAGUCACAAUGUUCCGGGUGAAAGUGGAAAACGCAGACUCAUCAACAUGGGCAUCCUCCGCCAGUCAAAGCUUCGCUCCAUCAGUAAAAAUGACGCAGACGUGAAAAUCAACUGCAACGGCAAAAGCCGCCAGCUCCCUCAGGUUCCCUCAGGGUCGGAGGAUGGGGACCACACCUACUCAGAAGUGGGCCGCCCCUCGACCAAACGGACCGACGAAGCCCUAUACGCCAUGGUCGGCCGGGCGGGACAGACGGACACUCCGGCCCCGCCGGCCGUCCCCGCCAACACGCCAGCGCCCCCGGACCCUGACGGGGAUGCGGACGACGGGAUGCCGGACCCUGAGGUCCUCACUCCACCUCAUCCUCCGGAGACCGCAGAGUACGCCUGCGUGCGCAAGCUACGCAAGUCAGACAAGGCACCGCAGAAGAGGGACAGCGGGACGGACACGGCGGACGCUCCGCCCACCAGGCACGCGCCGCCUUCACACCCCGCACCGCCUCCACCUCACCCCCACAGCACGAAGCUGCCUCGAAGAAACAAGGACGCCUUCAACGUGCCGGCGUUCCCAAAGGAAGUGAUGUUCAUGGGAAACGGUGAGCAGUACAUCUGGAAGCCUCCAGAAGAUGAAGACAUGCUCGCGCUGCAGAACAAAGCUCUGGUCCCAUUGGGCAGCCACAUGGUGGAGAACAUCCAGCCUUCAGCCGCCGCGGUGGCCGAGAUGUACUCCAAGGUUUGUAAGCCCGGGAAGAAGAAGCGCGCCGUCCCGGGCUCGCCUCCCUCCAACCCCGGCUUCAGGACCCUGGGCCGUGGCGAUCGGAGCCGAGACCACGACGGGGGCUUCAGCGUGGUGGUCAAGCCUCAGACGUGGGCGCCCCUGGAGGGCAAGGCGGUGGGCGGCACCCUGGACGACCACUGCUACGAGUCUUUCGGGGCCGAGGACAGCGACCCGGCCUACGAGAACGUGGACAUGGGCUGGAGGCGGGAGCGCCCCCCCAACACCUGCGCCACGCUGCGGCCCAGGAGGAAAAAAUCCCAGCAGCCCCUGCAGCAGCAGCAACCGCCGCCGCCACCGCCCACGCAGCAGAACCCCAAACUGCAGCAUCUUCCCGCCAAAGCGCUGCUGCUGCCAGGCGAAAACCUGUACGAGAGCAUCGGGGACCUGAAGCAGGGCUCCACCACCUCCAGCACCACCACCAUCUUCACCUUCAACGACGGCAUGGAGAUGUACGUGACGGGGCUCUGAGGCCGCGCCCCACCCCCGCAGCCCCAUUAUUACUGUUUACAUCACGUCAUGACAUCUCGCCGUCGCAGGCCUUAAGUCGGGAACGCCGACCCGUCGUGACAGAGCGGAACACAAAAAUCAAUCCGAGGAAUCCAAAGCUAGCGAAGAAUCAACGAGCACAAGAACGUCGCAGAAGCACAACGGGAAUCUUCCUCCAUUCUAGUUUGCGUCGAAGCAAAGAAUCGUGGGAAACGUUUUGGUAGCACUUGAUGAAAGAUUUCAGAGAUAAAUUACGAAUCAACGAACGCUCAGGGACGAGAGGAACAAUCGGAAUAGCUACGAGAAAUUGCACAUUUUUCACAGAGAUGAAAGCGCGAGCGGUCACAGAAGGUUUCCAUCGCUUUUGUUGACCAUCAUUUCAAGAAGGUCUGAAUCCUUUCGAUGGGUUUCCCGGCAGAUUCUCUUUAAAGUCACCUCAUAUCCACGUCAAGAAAAAAAUAAAGAAACGGCAAAGAAAAGUUCAUGGACGGAGUUUAAAGUGGAGCUGAGGGGCGACAGGAUCCUCGCCUCACGCCGACCAAGCUUUGCUCGCUGAUCAGCUACGUGCUGCUAACAGUCCUCACUGGUGGGAGUGUCCUCGGAACUGGGAGCAGGAAAUUAUGAUGUCACGACUGCGACCAGUCCACCUGGAUCACAACGCACACACGUUCUCGGAAUACGAGUCGCACACCCAGAAUUCAGUGCGGGAAGUGAGGCGAAAGGGUCAAACGCCGCAGGCUUGUGAUCAGGAAGUGACAUCAGUCGGCCUUCUGCUCCAUUUUAAAUGCGAGAAAAUGAAAAGUAGCAACAAUUUGCUGGAAUUUGCCUUAAACUUCACUUCACAGUGAGAUUCUCUAUUUAAAGACGAUUGAUGUGUUGACCCCGCCGCGGCCCUGCCCCCCGGCCCCGCCCCUCUGCUGCUUCUGUAAAUUAGCUGUUGUUUUCUUUGUCGUCUGUUUCUGCACUCUGCCUGUUGACGUUGCAUGCUGACAAGUAAAAAAAACACACAAGUAAAUAUGUAUGUUUUUCUUUUGCUUUGGUUUUUCUGUGUUGCUUUGACGCUGCAGCUCGUCUCCCUCCUCCGACGUGAACCAAUGGACUAACGUGAACUGUAGCUGGAGACUCGGCUCCAAACGCCCGCAGACCGCCGCCCCCUCUCCUCACACCUCCCCGAAACAGUCCACCGAGGUGCCGCUACACUGACUUUCAGGUCGGUGAUUUAAAAAAAAAAAAAAAAGGAGAGCGCCCCCUUGAGGCUGACAGGAAGUGACAUCAUGGAUCUGGUUGCUGUGGUGAUGCUGUGUGUUGAUGUGUUUGUACAAAAGACAAAUAAAUAUAUGAUCAGUGUCGA
Messenger RNA from Synchiropus splendidus (mandarinfish), 3135 nucleotides. RefSeq lists its product as uncharacterized. Gene Ontology annotation, biological process: T cell receptor signaling pathway; intracellular signal transduction; B cell receptor signaling pathway. Gene Ontology annotation, cellular component: membrane raft; plasma membrane. The record is from RefSeq and is a predicted model, not a curated record. Bases 381 to 1766 code for a protein of 461 amino acids. Lineage: Eukaryota; Metazoa; Chordata; Actinopteri; Syngnathiformes; Callionymidae. The transcript is spliced from 7 exons.